Messenger RNA from Dioscorea cayenensis subsp. rotundata (Guinea yam), 4398 nucleotides. RefSeq lists its product as uncharacterized. Bases 5 to 2899 code for a protein of 964 amino acids. Lineage: Eukaryota; Viridiplantae; Streptophyta; Magnoliopsida; Dioscoreales; Dioscoreaceae. The transcript is spliced from 7 exons. The record is from RefSeq and is a predicted model, not a curated record.
UGGAAUGAAGCAAGAGAGAGCCAUGGGCUCCCGCAAGCUUCUCCUCUUCAACGUCAUCCUUCUCGCGUCGCUCCUUCCCUCCUGCUCCGCUAAUGGCUUCUCCUCCGCCACCACCACCGGAGACUAUGAGCAGCGCGGUACCAGCAGCAGGGAGCAGGCGUCGGUGCCGCAGUGGCAGCUCCUCACUAAUCGCAACUUCUCCUCUGAGAUCCGCCUUCAUCAACACAUCCUUCUCAUGGUCACCGUCCCUUGGUGUGGUGAAUCUCGGUCCCUUAUGAAGGAAAUUUCUCAUUUGGUUGCUAUUAAACAGGAGGAGCUUGGCCACCUGAGCUUAAUGGUUGUUUACAGAAAUUAUGAUAAACUACUAGCUGAUGUUCUUGGUGCUAAUGAAGGAAUCACAUUUUUGUACUAUCAUCAUUCUAUGGCAUACAAGUACAGAGGCCGGCUCAGUGCACGUAAUAUAUUAACAUCAAUUUAUCAGGUUAUGCCACUCGGACUUGAAGAUUUUCGUCUGAAACACCUUCAGACUAAGGAAGACCUUGAUAGUUUUUAUCAUUCAACUGACAAAGCCAUUCUUCUCCUUGAGUUUUGUGGAUGGUCAACUAAAUUGUUGCAUAAACAGAAGAACGAAAGCAAUGGGAAUGACAUGUAUAUGCAAAACUUUUCAGAGAACGUUGGGGACCUUCUUGAUGAUCAAAAUAGGGAUGCCAAUGGAACUGUCAUACUUGAUAAUCAGGAAAUUCAUGAGGAUUUGGAAAAUGAAGAGUUAACUUGUCGGGUUGAAAUGGGUCUUAGCACUUGUCCUUGGGCUGGAGAAUUCACCUGGGUUAAUGCAAGUGAUUUUAAAGGAACUAAAACUAGAGAUUCUGGCCUUGGGUUGUCAUGCACUCGGCAAGAAUUUCAGCGAUUUGAGUCUUUCUUCACCAAAUUUAUGUCAACCGCAAAAGAGUAUUCUCUUUCUCAUGAAAGGCAAAGAUUUGGCCUGGUCACAGAAACAUCACUAUUAUCUUUUCUUGGUGUUAGUAAUCCAGAGACAUGGUUGAUUGUACUUCCGUUUCCUGCAUGCCCUAAUUGUUCAAAGGUGGUCCAGGAAGUAGAUGAUAUACAUGCAGUCUUGAAGAUGGAUGAUUCCCUUGUCAUGGAGCUAGAUGUUGUUGACCAAAACUCUCAGCUUGCAUUCCCAGCAGACAGACCUUCAAUUAUUCUUUUUGUUGAUAGGUCAUCAUCAUCCUCAGAAAUAAAAAAUGCAAGCAAGUUGGCACUUGAAACUUUUAAGCAGUUUGCACGUGAUUGUCAUCUUUCCACACAAGUGAAUAAUAACUCUAGGGCGUCAUCAGCGCAGGUCAUUUCUGGUGUGUGGCACAAGAAUACUAAAGAUCCCUUCAGUGGUAUGAAGAGUAAGGUUUCUCCUGUGAAUAAGCUUGCGAAACUUAAGGAUGACAUGGCUAUUAUGAUAAUGAAUGAAGGUGAAAAUACCUCUUUAGACGACAUAGCUUCUCAAGCUCAGCAUGGCCAGUUCUAUAAUAUUCUAGCAGAACUGCUUCACCGAAGAGAACCUGCUGUGAAGACCAAGGAAACCAAAAUAAGUUUAUUAGCAAAGGAAGUUGGCUUUCAGCUCUUAUCAGAUGAUUUUCAUGUACAAGUUGUUGAUAAAUCGCUAUCACAUACAGUAGAGCACAGUCAACCUGACAAGAUGAUUGAGAGUGAUGCUGUCAGCUUAGUGGAUCAAAAUUCCAAACAGACAGAGGAAUCUACUGAACAAAGCAGUGAUUUGUCAGGUUACAUUGCCAUGAAUGAUGAGGGAGCACCUGAAUUAGUUCAUAUGGAAGGUGAUCUUCUGCAAAAUCAGGAGGUUGUCCCCUCCCGUGAAAGUAGUACUAGUACUACUGAUAAUGAGCAUAUGGCAGUUAGUCAGCAAGAAGUGUCAGAAUCCACUUGUUCUGUAGAUAAUUCUUCUCAGUCAAGUCAGAAGUCACCUUUAGUUGAAGAACAUACUGAUAAAGAGAAAGUGCAUAACUUUGAUUACAGCUUAAGUGAAGUAUUUUCCAGUGGGUUUGCUAAAAAUUUGGUUCAUGAGACAUCUCAAGUUGUCUCGGUGGAAGAAGGUAGUUCAGAACAUGCUAAAGGUUCGAUGGAAAUGUUUAGGUCAAGUGAGCCAUUUGUUGAACAUCGACCCUUUUUAGGUUCUUUUUUUUUCUCUGAUGGUAAUCAUCAGUUCCUUGAAACCAUGACUGCGAGUUCAAAGAUCCCAUCUUUGAUUCUUCUUGAUCCACUUUUACAACAGCAUUAUGUCUUAUCUGAGAAAGAAAAUACUACAUUUUCCUCUAUAGCUAACUUUAUUGAUCAGUUUCUGGAUGGAAACCUUACACCAUACCAGAAAUCAGAAGCGUAUCUUGCCGAUUCAAGGGAGACCCCGCACCCACCUUUUGUAAAUUUGGAUUUUCGUGAGGCUGACUCUAUUCCUAGAGUGACAGCAAAAACCUUCUGUGAACUCAUUGUAGGUUUUAAGCACUGUGAAACCAAAGGUAAGUUGCAGACAUCCAAUACUGAAAAUCUCAGACCUGCCUACAAUGUUGACGUUUUGGUGCUUUUUAGCACUACUUGGUGUGGAUUCUGCCAGCGAAUGGAAUUGGUUGUGCGUGAAGUAUAUCGAGCUUUUAAGAGCUUCAGUGUUCUGUUGAAGAAUGAAUCCCUGAGAAGGAACUCAAGAAACAUUCAAGAGAACAAUGAGGACACAUUAAUUGGUUUACCAUCUAUUUAUUUGCUGGAUUGCUCUCUGAAUGACUGUGGUUCAUUCUUGUUACCAUUGGGCAAGCAAUCAGGAAUGGUCACUAUGUCAGACAAGGCUGAUAUUGGGCAUUUAAGAUGUACUAUGUUAGACAAGGAGCACUAUUUUUAAUCCCAGGCUGACGCUGGGGCAUCGAAGAUGUACCUUCAUCUAGCAGGAACUAUGAGAAAGAAUAUCAAGAACAAGCCUUACAAGGUUGUGGAUGUUUCAACCUCAAAGACCAGUAGCCAUACUAAGUGUCACUUUGUUGGCAUAGACAUCUCUAAAUUAAUAAAGCAUGAGGACAUUAUGGCUCAUGAUUGUGAUGUUCCUCAUGCUAACCAUACUGAUUAUCAGUUGAUUGAUAUAGCUGAGGAUGGUUUUAUGAGCUCGUUGACUGAAAGUGGUGGCACCAAAGAUGGUCCAAGGCUUCCAAGUGAUGAAAAACUAUCAACUUAGAUGAAGGUUGGUUUUUCAAAUGGCUAAGAUCAAGUUGUGUCUAUCUUAUCUGUGAUGAGCGAAGAAUAGAUCUGUGCAUUGAAGGACAUUGGACUAAGUAGAUUUACUUGUCUUGAAAGUUGAUUUUAAGUUAUGAGAUUUUUUAAGAGCUACAAUAGGGAGAUAUUUUAGACUUAGGUAAUAUUUAGAGUUUUAAGACCUCAUCUACCAUGAUAUCAGACCUUGGUCAAUUGUUUUAUUUGAUUAGUUUGGGUUGUUUGCGUUGUGGUUAAUUAAAAUAGAUUGGCAUGUACCAAAGGAGCUUACUAAAGUAACAACGUCGGAUAAAUUGAUAAAUAUAGAAUUGAAUAUGUAAGUCUGUGUUUGUCAUCCUAUCAUCUUAAGCUGUUGGGUUGGAUUGGUUCCAUAUAAGGUGUUUUGUUUACAUCUAGCAUGACACAAAAGCUUGAUUACAUGGUCUGUUUGUAAUGUAGAUGGCUGAAGUUGACUGACAGGUACCAAAUGGGUGUAUUAAAAUAACUAAUAGUCCCACAUUAAUUUAGUAAAUAUGGAUAUAGAUAUAUAAGUGUAGGUUUUUCAUCCUAUCAACUUAAGCUUUUGGGAUGAAUUGAGCUCAGGGAAUGUGUUUGAUUCAUUAUCUAACAAUAUGCACACAAAUGCUCAGAUAUUCUUCUAUGAACGCUGAAUUGUGAACCUAAUUUGAAGUUGCAUUUAAUAAGAGAAGCAUCUAUGAGAGUGGUCAAAUGAGGAAGGUAGCAUUUUAUGAUAAUUUUCCACCAGCUGAAUUUCAUAAAAACUGAGACCAAAUAAUUAAAAAUGGUGCCCAUGUACAAAUAAAAAUCUAUCAAACAGGGUGGACAAGGAAACCGUACUAAUCGCAAUCAUUAUGUUUCAUUAAUCUUCUAGGUUGUUCUUGGAUUGGUAUUGAGGGUGAGUUGGGAUUAAGGAUAAUGUUUUGUUUAGAAUCUUCCAGUUGCAAUUUGUAUCGCUGAAAAGAGUGUGGAGUUGAGGCAUUUUAUUACCAUGGAAUUUCCUAUGUUGGAAGACAUGUCCUAAUAGUCAACAUUUUCGUGUGACUGGAGUCCAAGUAAAAUACAUAUUUCACCAUUUAAAGAUCUAAUAUAUCUCUAGUUAAGCUUGAGUUGCUUGUCUUUGUUGCUAAUCCUCAAUUU